AUGAAGUUCUUCAACUUGCUCAUAGGUGUUGCAGCCGCUGAAUCAGCCCUUGCCGCGCCGGCUGGCGGUGUUCUCAUCCCAACCAGAACACAAAGGCGUACUCCCAAGUCCCAGUUCGUGGGUAUCGAUGAGACUGGUGCCGAGUUUGGCAAGGACACACUCCCCGGACGACUCUCAUCGGCCGGGGGAAUCCCUUUCAUGAUGGAGGGUCUGGUCCCCAAUAGGUCGACAGGUCCCGUCGACAAUGCCUAUGCUCCGGGGCUUAUUGACGUAUGUGGAGCCCUUUUCGUCGGUAUGCUUGAGAGAGAAGAGACUCACAAUCUUUUGAUCGUCAACCACGUCACUAGCAAGGGAGCCUAUGCUGUCCUUGACUCGCACAACUUCGGUAAAAAGAUCCCAAACUGUUCGCCGACAAUGACCAAGGUCACCUUCUACGAGAACAAUGAGUACUGCGACAUGGACAACCAGCUCGUCCUCCGUCUCAGCCAGGCGGCCAUUGGAAGGUAUCCGCGCCGCGGGAGCUACUUCACAGCGAAUAUUUGUCGAGGGCAAUUCACGGACAGGCGCCUGGGCCUGGGUACGCAUACCCUGGCUUCUUCCCCUGGGGUAUCACUGACGAUAGGUAUCCAGGUCGCUAGCGGCAACGCUCUAAUCCUCCUCAACCUCAUCAACCCCGCUGCGCCAGACGACUCCAAGAUCAUCUACGAAAUGCACCAAUAUCUCGACAUCGGCGGCUCUGGCACAUCCGAGAACUGCGUGUCCUCCACCAUUGACAAACAACGCCUGCGCGAAGCAGCGGCCUGGCUCAAGGCAAACAACAGAAGAGCAUCCUGGGCGAAACGGCUGGCGGCGCCAACACCCAGCCUGCCAGGAGCCCUCAAAAAGGCUCUGGCGGUUGGGGCUGAUCCGAAUCAUGAGUUUUGCCUGAGCAGCAUCUUUAUCGACAUCUGGGAAGCUGCUAUGAAGGUAUAUAAGACCAAUGUGUUGUGGGAGAAAAGUAAUCCUGCCUUUUGGCCUGCUCUCGGUUUGCACCUUGAAGAGAAUCUAGUCAGGGAGUAUAAACAGCAGGCGAGGGCAUUAACGCCAACCCACACUACUUUCGAUGUGUUUGCCCCCACCCAUCCUCGAGGUGAAGGACCUUUCGGGGAGGACGAUGAUGACGAUGAGGUGCGCAGUUAUGAGAAGUUCUAUCCUGGCUAUGGCGAUUCUGGAGAAUGUACUCGCAGGUUUACGGCGCUUCACAUUGCUGCAAGGGAAGGCCACAGCGAUAUCAUCACUCUCCUAUUGGAUCACGGUGCCGACAUCGAAAGCCUAUCGACAAACUUUUGUGAUUGUAUCACGAGUGACGGGUUCAUGAACGACCUUGGCCCUGACCCAUGGGACACGACUCUUUACGAAAUACAGCGCUGGUCUCCACUCCAUGUCGCCAUCUGUUCAGGCCAUACCGAAGCGGCUAAACUUCUUGUUUCAAGAGGAGCCAAGGCGGUUUACGAGCCUGAGCCAGCAUCCGAUCCGUCCCUUCCUCGUCCUUCGAAGCGCAAGAGUCCUUUCGCAAAAGCGGCAGCCUUGGGCCAGGUUGAUGUGCUCCAACGCGUUUUGGACACUCAUCCAGGCUUUAACGUCGAUCAAACGGACGCGGCUGGACUUUCUGCACUCUACUAUGCGUGCUACCAUCGCCAGUGGGAUACAACGGUCCCUUUCCUCCUUCAGCAUGGCGCGAAUAUCAAUCAUCCUGUGCGGGUUCGGUGGGGAAGAAGCACUUUACUCACAAACAUCCUCGGGGAGGCCUGUUACCUUGGUCAAUUUCGGACCGCCUUAAAGCUGCUCGAUCUCGGUGCCGACCCCUCGGUCGGCAUUCGGGUCUUAGAUGAUCGAAACGACGAGAGUCAAGAUCCCAUGGACGCAGAACCUGACCCUGGUUCCGGCACUUAUGUUCCUCUGCCGCACCUCUGCUGCAUCCGCUAUCUGGACUUGCACCGCUCUCCUCGCAGCUGGGGUCUUCCACCACCGCACUACAUCCUUUCUGUCGAAGAUUCGUACCGACAACAAGUGAUUGAGAAAUUGCUUGCGGCCGGUCUUUCGCUCGAUACGUUCUGGACCUGGGCCCCUGCCCAUGGCUACAACCACAGUCCUCUGACACUAGCCGUUCAACAUUUGAAUGAUGCUGCUGUUAAGACGCUAAUUAAUGCCGGUGCUGAGGUUAACGCUUGCAAUUCCCAGGGACGAAACGCCUUGAUGGUGGCCGUAGCCGAAGUACCGAGCGAGUCGGUUUUACGCGACCCAGAUCACCGCCGAUUAUCUGACUCGUACUGGAACCUGGUCCCUUUUCAGGAAUGGGGCCUGCCAUUUGACCACGAUUAUCCCAACCGGCCGCAUAUUGUCAGCCUUCUUCUCGAGGCCGGAACUCCUGUUAAUCAGCAGGACCUGGACGGGAACACGGCGCUUCACCUUCUUUUCGAUGGAUACCGAGACCAGAGCCGCCCAUGGAUGCCUCUCAAGUCGGCCAAACAGAUUCUCCGUUUGUUGCUGUCCAAAGGCGCCGAUCCGUUCAUACGUAACAACUCAGGAGAGACCCCCUUCCAGAUUGCUGUUCGUAGGGAAUGCCAUUACGCGCUUGACAUCCUUGCCAGGCAAAGCCGUAUCGAUCCAGGAGAUCGCCUUAGUAUGCCAGAAAUCGUUGCCAUGUUCCGCAACGCACAGCCUAGCAAUCUGAGAUCCUCUGAUUUUCAGGAAGAUGACGAAUAUACUGACGAUUUGGGCCAAGGGUACCGAGAAGAUGAAAACGAAGACGGCAUGUACUCUUCGUCUGACCCGGACGACGAAAGGGAUUCCUACACUGGCAUGCCCUCCUAUACAACUAUGCAGGUACGGAAGCUGCAGGAAAGAUCUCGCCAGAUCUUCACUUUCCUCCUGGAUGUGUUCAGUUCGAAGUCCUUGCUGUCUUACCCGGAGUUUGUGGACUUGUGCAUCAACGACGGCAAACCACAAUCACCCCUUCUGGAUUUGGCAGUCCAACAACUGUACCAAGGCUCCCUCUCCCACGCCGAUUUGCUCACGGAGAGCAAAAUUUCUUUGCUGUUGAAGGCGAUUGUCACUAAACGCUGGGAAACUGCCCACGUCAUUCUUGACGGCUUCGCCGACCAUGAAAAGAGAACACUCGUGUCCACAACCCAGGAAGAGCUCCCUCUCAUACGGGCAAUUGAAGCCAAAGCUCCUGCUAGCUUCGCUAAACGUCUCCUUGAGGCUGGCUUUAACGCACAUCAGCUCCUUGAGUUGCCAUCAAGCAAGGGGAAGUUCACAACUCCGUUAGGAGAGGCCAUUAAGUCUUCAAACUUCGGCGUGGUUGAAGCCAUGUUACGCUUGCAGCCCUUGCCCCAACCGCCGCUACCGGAGGGCACGCCGCAUUACCUGCACUGGGCGGUUACUGCCGUCUUGAACAAUGCUUAUUACAAUGGUGUGGGCUCAUGGGAGAAGCCGAAACGCAGCGCGCGGAAGCAGUCGCGAAAUAUCCUUCGCGCUCUCCUGGCUGCUGGCGCCGAUACCACUCAGCUUAAUGCUAGCGGACAAACCCCGUUCUGUUACUUUGUGCUGAGCUUGACCCGGCAACCGUCGAUCGUUAUGGACACUUAUGACCUAUUCAAGCCCCUUGCUAGAGGGGUUGAUCUUCACCUCAAGGAUGCUUUAGGCUACUCCGCCUUGGAAUAUAUGGAGCAACUUCUGAGUGCGAAGUCUGCCCUUAAACAGUGGGUUAAGAUUUUGGAACUUGAGGAUGGAACUAAGAAAAUUCACUGGCUGAAAUGA
Messenger RNA from Thermochaetoides thermophila DSM 1495, 3801 nucleotides. RefSeq lists its product as uncharacterized. Gene Ontology annotation, molecular function: protein binding; hydrolase activity, hydrolyzing O-glycosyl compounds. Bases 1 to 3801 code for a protein of 1266 amino acids. NCBI's taxonomy places the organism in Eukaryota, Fungi, Ascomycota, Sordariomycetes, Sordariales, Chaetomiaceae. The transcript is spliced from 5 exons. The record is from RefSeq and is a predicted model, not a curated record. Gene Ontology annotation, cellular component: cytoplasm; nucleus.